AUGGACAAGACUGUCAAAGUAGCGUCGGAAGACGUGAUUAAGCUCAUCCUCCAGUACCUCAAGGAGAACAGGCUCUCGAAGUCGCUGAUGAUGCUGCAGGAGGAGGCUGGGGUGUCGCUGAAUAGCGUGCCGAGCGUUGACUCGCUCGUUGCUGACGCACAGAUGGGCCGGUGGAACCAGGUGCUCGACGCUGUCGACACCAUGUCGCUCUCGCAGGAAACGCUAUUCAAGCUGUAUGAUCAGAUCAUCAGAGAGCUGGUUGACCUCAGGGAGAGCACGCUGGCAAAUGCCGUCCUGGAGAAUGCCAUGCCUUUGCGCGAGAUGGAACGUGAACAUCCCGAGAAAUAUCGCAUUUUGGCCGACCUGUGUAAGAAGCGGCCUGCAGAGUCCCGUGAAAUAUACGCAAGUUCGCACGACGCCCCCGGACAGCAGCCACUUACUAAAGACAAGCGACGGGCUAUCGUUGCGGAAGCACUGAAAAGCGAAAUUGACAGCGUACCGCCGUCCAGGCUCACCGCUCUUCUAGGAAUGGCGAUGAAAUGGCAGCACAACGUGGGGAUUAUAUCCAGCGGCGACCAGUUCGACGUGUUCCGCAACACCUCCACCACGGCCACGAAGGGCGAUGAGCCGUGUGUCAAGGAGGUCGCCAAGAUAAUAAGAUUCGCAGAUAAUGUGCACCCUGAAUGCGCCAUCUUCACGCCGAAUGGCCAGUACCUAAUCUCUGGGUAUGUUUAUGACCCCGCACUUAUCAAAGGCUGCAGGUCAUCCGACGGAUUCAUCGAGGUCUGGAACUGGCACCUGGGGAAGCUGGACCCUGAUCUCGAAUACCAGAACAAGGACCAGUUCAUGCUGCACGAGACCUUGAUAGUGAGCCUCGCCGUCAGCCGUGACUCCGAGAUCCUGGCGAGCGGGGACAAGGACGGCCACAUCAGGAUCUGGAAGAUAGCAACUGGGGAGUGCGUGCGCAAGAUGAACAACGCCCAUGACGGUGCUGUCACGUGCAUGACAUUCAGUCGUGAUUCUACCAACCUCCUCGCGGGCUCUUUCGACAAGACGGCUAAGGUUCAUGGACUCAAAUCGGGCAAACCCAUAAGGACGUUCAAGGGUCACCACUCGAUAGUAAAUGCUGCAAUCUAUUCCUACGAUGGGACUAAAGUGAUCACGGGAUCGAGCGAUGGCUACGUCAAGAUCUGGGACAGUCGUACCACAGACCUGUUGAAGUCGUUCCUCGCCUUCACAGGCCAUGACCCAAGCAGCGGAUUGAAGCCCGAGACCCCGAGGCCGGUGAACAGCAUUUUAAGCCUGCCGUACACGGGUAGCGACGAACUCAUCAUCGUCUGCACCCGCUCCUCAUCGCUGUCUAUAUACAAGCUGAACGGAAUAUGCGUCAAACACUUUUCUGUGGAAGAAGCUGCCGGCAACAACUUCCUCGACGUAGCAGGUAUGUUAAGUUAUGCGCGUUACCCAUGGCUUUGUAGUGUCCAGGAAACUGAACUGGGUGUACUCCGUCGGAGAGGGCAACUGGUUGUAUUGCUUCAACAAGACAGGAGCCCUGGAACACAGCUUCAAGGUCCACGAGAAGGACGUUAUCGGUAUCGCACAUCACCCGCAGCACGCUGUAGUAGCAACGUGGGCACUGGACGGGACCAUCAAGAUCCUUUAUCCCUGAGCCUUCCCGGUGGAAGGCAGACACAGAUCGGUGACCUCUGGGCGCCAUCAUAA
This is a messenger RNA of Babesia ovata, 1722 nucleotides long. RefSeq names its product WD-40 repeat containing protein. Lineage: Eukaryota; Apicomplexa; Aconoidasida; Piroplasmida; Babesiidae. Bases 1 to 1722 code for a protein of 573 amino acids. Gene Ontology annotation, molecular function: protein binding. The record is from RefSeq and is a predicted model, not a curated record. The transcript has 4 exons. Gene Ontology annotation, biological process: mRNA splicing, via spliceosome. Gene Ontology annotation, cellular component: precatalytic spliceosome.